AUGCAUGCACUGGCCGGGUUCCUGGGCCAUGCAGGCCGACCGCUCCAGGCCAAGCACAACCCGCCAGCCGCUCUGGUGCAGUCAAAAGACAUGCUCCACCGCCCCACCCACCCGACCGCCAACCACAGCCCGGCGCCCGACCAUGGGCCAGAACCACAGAAGGAAGCUGUGGAAAAAGGCCAUAGCGGCCCCAGUUACCGGGCACCCCGCCAACUCCACCCCCAAACCCCGGGGGCGCCCCAGCCCGCCGGCCACCCGCACCCCCACAUGGCACACCACGGCCCACCAAGCAGUCCAGCCGGCCAUCCAUCCACCAAAGUGGGGCCACAUCCCAAUCAACGCCGGCUAAGACCCCCCUGCCGGAGCCCAGCACCCCCCCAGCCGGCAGACCAGGGCCCAAAGCCAGGGGCCAAGAUCCAAGGGAACCCAAAAGCAGCCCCGCAAGAAGACCCACUCCGAGGCCCACAAAAGGCAAGAGAGCCCACAGAGCCAAAACCAAAACCCAUCCGGAAGCCAAGACCAAUCCACCCCGAGACCAACCCCGGCCAGCCCACACACUCGAACCAUGCAGACCCCUCUGAACCCCCUUCCCCAGACAGAAAAGUGACCGGCGUCAGUAACUGGAAUCAAGACAAGGAACCAGAAACCAAGCUGGAACCACCCAAGACCAAACGACGUCCACAACCAUCCAAGGCCAACCACCCAUCCCCACCCAAGAAGGAAACCUACACUCACCCCAAUAUUCAAACAACUCCCAGAGCACAUAAGACAUUGGACACCCAGGUUGACCCCGCCCCACCCCCUCCCACAGACCCUCCGCCCCGUCAGCAGAAUGUGCUCCUUGAAGGAAGGGGCACCUGCAAUGAGAUGGGACCUACCCGCCAGUUUGGGAAGCCGUUAUGCCCACCGAUACACCAAAGGUCCCGGAGCCAGGGGCGGGUGCCCGGGAAUGCACCAGCCCAAAACCCUGGCGACAUAUCCGCCAGGACCCAAGACCCCCAAGGCCCAGCCAGGACCCCAGCCCGGGGGGGCGAUAAGCCCCAGGAACCCCAGCCAGGGUUCGUCUAG
Girardinichthys multiradiatus is the source of this 1068-nucleotide messenger RNA. RefSeq names its product basic salivary proline-rich protein 1-like. The record is from RefSeq and is a predicted model, not a curated record. The coding region runs from base 1 to 1068 and encodes 355 amino acids. Lineage: Eukaryota; Metazoa; Chordata; Actinopteri; Cyprinodontiformes; Goodeidae. The transcript is spliced from 3 exons.